CUGGCGGGAGGCUGGAGUCGAUCCAGAUGUCGGCUGUGUCAGUGUGUAUAAGUGUUCUGAAAGAAGAUGACUCAUCUGAAGGUUGGAGUACGAGUGCGGCCACUCUCUCGGAGAGAGUUUGAGGGCAAUUCCUCUACGAUUUUGGAAGUUGAGAACGAUGGGAAAACUGUGGCCGUGACGAAUAUCAAGGUACUCGAACAGAAUGCCGGCGACAGUCGCAAGCGCAUCAGAAGAUUCACCUUCGACUUCUGCUUGCAUGAGAAUUCCACACAGGAUGAUGUGUUCCAGGCUGUUGAAAAUGUCAUCAGUAAAGCGAUCAAAAGGAGAAAUCACUCAUGCGUUUUGGCGUAUGGACAAAGUUCGUCCGGAAAGACGCAUACCAUGAUGGGGUUUCCGCAUGAUCCAGGGGUUACGCCAAAAUUGUGUCAAAAGGUAUUCGACUAUUUGCAAGAAAGUGCUGUGGGGAAUGAAAUGGACAAGACAAAAGUAACUUGCAGUUAUUUAGAGAUAUACAAUGAGAAAGUAAGGGAUUUGCUGCAUAAGGAUGACACGUGCGCACUGAGGAUAAGGCAACAUCCGAAGAAAGGACCUUACGUACAAGGCUUGUCUUCGCACCCAGCACUGGAUUCCAGCACUCUUCUUCGCCUCCUCAGUACAGGCAACAGCAACCGUCGUGUGGGUGCCACCCUUACCAACCCUCAAUCCAGUCGCAGCCACUCUGUCUUCAUUAUACAAUUCGACGAAAUCAAACUCACCCUCGUCGAUUUAGCCGGAAGUGAACGGACCGGAAACAGGUGCUACAACGCUUCCCGUUUCCGAGAGGGUGCUAACAUCAACAAGAGUUUAGUGGCCUUGGGUAACGUCAUCUCGGCCUUGGCCGAAGACACGGCCAAGAACUCCAAGGGGAUCAGAAGGAGGUUUAUUCCGUUCAGGGAUUCGGUGCUGACAUGGCUAUUAAAAGACACAUUGGGAGGAAACUCCGACACUGUGAUGAUUGCGACUAUUUCUCCAUCCAGCGAGUGCUAUAGUGAGACGGUGAAUACUUUGAGGUUUGGGCAACGGGCCAAGCUAAUUGUGUCCAUUCCAGUCGUUAAUGAAGACCCGAAAGAGAAGACCAUCAGGGAAUUAAGAGCUGAAAUUGCAAGACUUAGGGAGCUGCUCAGCUUAGGUCAGUUCCAGAAGCCAAUGUCUAACGAUAAUUUCAACACCACCGAGAAACUCAUCCCUGUGAUGAGUUUCACUGACUCGAACAAACCCGAACCAUCCCGUCUUCGACGCACAUCCAGCAUCGAUCAUCCCCUCAAAAAACCCAUAGUACCCACUCGCAAAUACGGCUCGGAAGAAGCUUUACGAAAAAUCAAACCAACCAAAAAUGAUAAGGGUAUAGUCUCAGAAACCAAACCUAAAGUCGAGGCUAAAGUCGAUUCAAUCCGAAGAACUUCAAUCAAACCACGAUCCCAAAUCGUGGCCGCGGUCACUCAUCGACUUUACGCCAAAACCAAGAAAAAAGAGGUUGCUACUGAUACUUUUGAUCUACCUACAGGACCGCCAAAAGAGUUAAGUAUUUGUUCGAAUGCUCGUCUUCAGUUAAAAGAACUGACAAGAAGAGCACUCAAAGCACACAAAUUUCGAAAUGAGGAGACACAAACUGAACUUUUCCCCGUUUUGAGAGUCAAAGAAACAUCAACUGAUGUCGACGAUUUGAAAUCUUUGUUGUACGAAGUACGAGAUGUUGAAACUUCAACUGAAGCUUUACCGAUGGAGGACAAAGGAGUCAGUUGUGCGUUUCUUGACAGUUUGCAAAAUGCGUUUAUUGUGACGAGAAGUUGCGGUACUCAAGCCCAAUCUCAAUCGAGUGUUUCUUUCACAAAAUAUUUACAAGAUCCACCAAAAAUGGAAAUAUUUAAUCCUCACACUGCCAAUCCAAUUUACACUUCUUCAGUCAAUAUUAACAUUUCGCACAAUUAUAUUAACGGACGGAAAAUUCUCGAAAGUGUCUCUGAUGAUAGUUUGGAUGACCAAUCAAAUGUUUGUUUUCCAACUCCCGAUUUAAUCAGCAACCACAACUCGUUAGAGCCUUCGAAAGAGACUCUCGAAAGUAAACUGCGUCAUGCAUCUUGUAACAUUCUCGAACAAGAAGAAGGUCUAGUAUUUGAUUUAGUACAAGACAACUCUCAAAGUUUUGUUGCCAACACUUCUACGAUUCCAAUGUGUCAAGAACGUGUCAGUUAUGUUAACAUUCCGAGUAUUAAUGCACCACAGGUUUGUUACCAAGAGGAGACUCUCCACAGAUGCGAGGUCUUUACUCCAGAAGUGCCAGAGAUGGCCAAACCUAAUGUAAUUCAUUCUAAAUGCUACAAUGACGAUUGUAUAACAUUAAUUGAGCCUUUGGUACUGAAAUCAAUUAUGAAACACAUCCCAGAGGGGAGCGUGGAACCAGAGGAACUUCCAGAUUCACUGGAGUAUCAUAUGGCAAACUCAAAGAAAGUCCAUUUUAAUAAAUCUGGAACUUGUCGAAAUGAACGAAUGAUGAAAGCCAUGUCAGAUUUUUUGGAAGAAGCCACAAUUCUGAUGAACAAUUUGUCAAAAACUGCGACACAUGUUCAGGAACAGGAACGUGAAUACGACGUUCAUGUCUCUAUUAAUGGUUUAGUGGAACAAAAACGGAGGAGAAAAAGACGAGUUUUCAAAAAUGUUAAAUGUCAAACUGAAGAGGUACCAACAAAAUCGAACUGCAUUCAAACUGAAGAUGAUUUGGAACUUACCAACAAGUAUGAGUUACUGUUGGAAGAUUCUUGUCGUAGAUUAGAAGAAAAAAUUGCUGCUGCUACUGACGAAAACAUUUACAAUCCUUGGGAUUUUUAUCAUCAUGAAGAUACAAGUUUAGAAAGCAAUUCUGUCACUUUCUCAGACUACGGAAGUUUGCCCAGACGCACGAAGAGACACUCUUCUUGUACCCCCAGUGCGUAUUUAAGACAGCUGGCGAGUAUGAGACGCCAAGUGGUUGAAGCCUCGCGUGAGGAACUUUCUAAUCAUAGCGAUAGUGUAUUGUAACAAUAAUAUUGGGUAAUUGUAUGAAUUUUUAUUACCAUAUUUAUACAUUUUUUAUUUAUUUAUUAAUAAAUAAUCAUGAGGUUUCUAUUUUACAAAAA
Tribolium madens (black flour beetle) is the source of this 3152-nucleotide messenger RNA. RefSeq names its product kinesin-like protein klp-20. Gene Ontology annotation, biological process: microtubule-based movement. The record is from RefSeq and is a predicted model, not a curated record. The transcript has 9 exons. NCBI's taxonomy places the organism in Eukaryota, Metazoa, Arthropoda, Insecta, Coleoptera, Tenebrionidae. Gene Ontology annotation, molecular function: plus-end-directed microtubule motor activity; ATP binding; ATP hydrolysis activity. The coding region runs from base 67 to 3054 and encodes 995 amino acids. Gene Ontology annotation, cellular component: microtubule; kinesin complex.